AUGACCUGGAAAGAUCCCGUCAUUGGAUGCAGGCCAGUCACCAUUCUUGGUGUUGGUAUCCUUGAUCGCCGUAUCGCUUGCAGCUUUGUAGCUGGCGGCUACAGCGUCCAUAUCCGAGACCCAUCUGCCGAGGUACGUCAGGCUGCUGUUCAGUACCUUGGCGAUAACAAGAGACAGUAUGCCAGGAACAUUCCCGGCGAUGCUAACGCUGUUCAGCCUGGUGCGUAUGGAACAAUUGAGGACAUGGCUGCAGCUGUUAGAAACGCCUGGCUCGUUGUUGAAGCAGUGCCUGAGAAUAUUGAGGUCAAGAUCAACUCAUUUGUAGAGCUGGAUCGUUUGGCCCCUUCUGAUUGCAUACUGGGCUCCAACAGCUUACCCUUAAACAUCCGAACGGUUGAGCUCAUGACAGAUGGCGAGACCUACCCCGCCAUCUUUCACUUUCUGAAUGAAAUCCUGUCCAAGUGUGGCAUGCUGCCUGUGACCGCAAGAAAGGAGUCGACCGGGUUUAUUUCCAACCGGCUCUGGGCCGCAAUCAAGCGUGAUAUUCUUGUCAUUCUUGUGGAGGGUCUCAUGGGCUGUGUAGGCUUCGACACGGUGGCGUUCACUGAAAACAACUACAUUCAGGAACGCAGUCUUGACGGGUCGGUCAUGUCGGCUCGGCUGGAUGGGAGCGAUGUUCAAAUUGUCAUUCCUAAUGGGUGCGUACAUCGGGUAGGCCACGACGGCAGCAACCACGAGGCUUUGGUUCAAAGAUCGGCGCCGGCCAAUGGCGAUUCCACUCUCUUGUCAUCCCUGAGUUGGUGUGUUGGUAUCGCUGUCGACACCAAGGCUGGCAAGAUCUAUUGGACACAAAAGGGUUUAAGUAAGUCAUUGCGGAGCGGAAUUUUCAGGUCAGGCAUAGGGAUUCCGUCCGGUCAGACGGCCUCCAUCCAGUCUGAUAUUGAACUCUUGUUCGAUAAUCUUCCUGAGUCCAUCGACCCCGAGAUUGAUUUUGAAACCCGAACACUGUACUGGACGGAUCGCGACGAGCAUCCGAGAGGUUAUUCCUUAAAUCAAGCCUUCGUUGGCAAUAACAAGGGCGUGCCAGAGAUUUUAGCUCAUCGGGUUGAGCUCAACUUGGAGCACUGUCAAGUUCUCGAAUAG
This is a messenger RNA of Thermochaetoides thermophila DSM 1495, 1143 nucleotides long. RefSeq lists its product as uncharacterized. The transcript is spliced from 6 exons. The coding region runs from base 1 to 1143 and encodes 380 amino acids. Gene Ontology annotation, molecular function: NAD+ binding. Gene Ontology annotation, biological process: fatty acid metabolic process. The record is from RefSeq and is a predicted model, not a curated record. NCBI's taxonomy places the organism in Eukaryota, Fungi, Ascomycota, Sordariomycetes, Sordariales, Chaetomiaceae.